Molecule: messenger RNA, 390 nt
Organism: Iphiclides podalirius (scarce swallowtail)
Lineage: Eukaryota; Metazoa; Arthropoda; Insecta; Lepidoptera; Papilionidae
Source: the annotation of a GenBank genome assembly
AUGAGGCACGGCGGGAGGGACGAGGCACGGCGUGACGAAGCUCGACGUGACGUAGCUCGACGCAACGUUUGUCUGGUGGGACGAAGCACGAAGCGACGUCCGGCGGGUGGGACGAGGCUCGACGCGCCGUCCGGCGGAAGGGACCUCGACGUUCGGCGGGAGGGACGACGCACGGUGGGAGGGACGAGGCACGGUGGGAGGGACGAGGCACGGUGGGAGGGACGAGGCACGGUGGGAGGGACGAGGCACGGUGGGAGGGACGAGGCACGGCGGGAGGGACGAGGCACGGUGGGAGGGACGAGGCACGGCCGGAGGGACGAGGCACGGCGGGACCUCAUAGGAUUUUAUUGCAUUCUUUUUGGAAACUACAGGUUUAGAUAUAUCAAAAAU